This is a messenger RNA of Arabis nemorensis, 492 nucleotides long. Lineage: Eukaryota; Viridiplantae; Streptophyta; Magnoliopsida; Brassicales; Brassicaceae. The record is from the annotation of a GenBank genome assembly.
AUGGAUGUUCCAAAAGCGUCAAGACUCUGGCUAAUCUUUGCAGUGUUGCUCUUUGAUAGUCACAGACAUUCAGUCUAUGCACAGGGUGGCGUCAUCGGAGGCGCAGGGAUUUUAGUUCAGAGAGCCGCGUUCUGUUUCAACAACAACCUGCUCUACAGAGGGUGUAAUGAGGCGUUCAGACUAAACGAGCGAGGUGAAUUCAAGGUACCACCUGAGGAAACAGACAGGUUCUGCAAUGGCCCUUGUGCCGCAGAGACAGAACUUGUGCUUACAUGUGUUAACAGUGUCAUGUCGGAUUUCGUGUUCUACAAUCGGGCUACCCCGAGAGAUAUCAGGAACACCCUCCGUGGUGGCUGCAGCUCCUCUUUCACACGAGGGAACUUCAAUGUGGGAGAUUAUGCUCAAGGACUCUUUUUUGGCAUGGCCGAGAAAAAGCUGCCUGGUGGUUUGUUCAUUGGACUAAUUCUCGGUUUGGCGCCGUUGAUCCUGUGA